Messenger RNA from Candida dubliniensis CD36, 1047 nucleotides. RefSeq names its product Fpg1p (gene FPG1). Lineage: Eukaryota; Fungi; Ascomycota; Pichiomycetes; Serinales; Debaryomycetaceae. Bases 1 to 1047 code for a protein of 348 amino acids. The transcript has a single exon. Gene Ontology annotation, cellular component: nucleus. Gene Ontology annotation, molecular function: DNA-(apurinic or apyrimidinic site) endonuclease activity; damaged DNA binding; zinc ion binding. The record is from RefSeq and is a predicted model, not a curated record. Gene Ontology annotation, biological process: base-excision repair.
AUGCAUGAUCCAUUGCUAUUCCCUGUUCUAAAGGACACCAAUGAACCUGAAAAAGAGUUAGACAAAAUGAGGAAAAAUUUAACUAAUGCUGUCGUGACAUCGGUGGGUCGUCAUGGCAAGUAUUUUUGGAUAAGACUACACAACCACAAUACGUGCAAUGUUUUGCUUAUGCAUUUCGGAAUGACUGGAAUGGUUAAACUACGAAACGUUCAGUCACAUUUGUCAUUUAUGGAAAAUGGCGGCGAUAAAAAGGUUUUGGAAAUGCUAGAGAGAUUUAAAUAUAAGGACAGUAAAAUUGAGCCGGACGCUGAAGUCAAGCAAGAGUGGCCCCCAAGGUUUACAAAGUUUGAUAUGGAAUUGGAAAACAAUGAGAAGAAACUAGAAUUUGCAUUUUCCGAUCCAAGAAGACUAGCGAGGGUUCGAUCACUUUCUGGUUUGGAAGUUAGUGCUGAUGAGAGUUUAUUAAAGUUGAGUCCUUUGAACGUCCUAGGUCCAGAUUACAGUAAGCCUGAUGUACCACCAAAAGAAUUAGAGAAAUUUGUAUUUGGAGAUCCUGAUUCAGACAACCACGGCCGUCCCAGAUUACCUAUUGAUGAGUUUAGUUCCCUCGUCUUGUCCAAAAAGAAACCGAUAAAGAGUCUCCUCUUGGAUCAGGCCUACUUUGCUGGUGUCGGCAAUUGGGUAGCUGAUGAAGUUUUAUUUCAAGCUCACAUACAUCCAAAUGAAAUAAUUUCAAGUAAGAUCCCUAAUGACUUGGACUAUAUUCAUCCUGUUCUACAAAAGUUGUAUGAUUCAUUGAUCUAUGUGUGUGAGGAAGCAGUUCGAGUUGAAGGUGACGUGACUAAGUUUCCGGACGACUGGCUAAUGUUGCAUCGAUGGGGCAAGGGCAGAAAAGAGAAAAGAAAAACCCCAAAUGGGCUUAUUUUAGACCACAUAACAGUUGGGGGGAGAACAAGUUGUUAUUGUCCAGCGUUGCAAAAGUUAUUAAAAGCAGAGUCAACAACAACAACAGCAACAAAAACCAAACGAAGAAAAAUCAAAAAAUAG